Molecule: messenger RNA, 1458 nt
Organism: Dujonia railenensis
Lineage: Eukaryota; Fungi; Ascomycota; Pichiomycetes; Serinales; Debaryomycetaceae
Source: the annotation of a GenBank genome assembly
AUGUCUAAGAUGGAGUUGGACUCCAAUCUAAUACCCGGCAUAGAAUCAUCUCCGUCGGUAUCUCAAAAGAAAACCAGUAAUUUCUUCCCUACCAAUUCAAAUGAAUAUACACCUAGAAUCAACGAUGGUUCGAAUUUCAUUCCUGAUGGUAUGAAUGGUUCAUUUAUGAGCUCGCCAUUCAGUCCUCGAAAUCCUCCUCCACAAGGUCUAGGAUCGAAUUUUUUUAACCCAUUGAGACAUUCUCCAAAUCUGCAAACGGCUGGGCCAGUUUCUCUGAUUGAUAAUCUGAUUGCAAGCAAUCUACUAGUAAGCUCUGGAAAUGUUUCCAGUGAUAUCACAGCAGUGGCAUCUGCCAAGCUAAAUGAUAGCUUGAAUAUGCUCUCAAUCAAUAAUGACGAUAAAGAGAACGAAAUAGACUCUAAAUCGUUUAGAACUAAUUCCAUAUGGAAUAAUACUUCUUCUAAGAUUAAUUUGACACCCAACUUGAAUCUUACUCAAGAAGAAUCUGAUCCGACCAUGUACACACCGUCAUUCUUGUCUGUGGAUAGUCUGUUUGUUGAAGACAAUAUGAAAGAAAAGGAGUUUCAGAAUUUUGUAUCUUACAAUUCACCUCUUACUCGUAAUAUCUACCUGACAAAGGUCAAUAAUCCCUCAUUUAUACCUACCUACUUCAAUCAAGCUAGUACUUCCAUUCCUGGUACGUCAUCUACGGAAGGGUUGGGGAUUCUCGAGCUGCCUCCGGCUACAAAAGGCUACCCUAUUAUUGUAGAAAAUGAACCUCUUCAAAUUAGAGAUUCUAAGACAGUUGCUCUGCAAGAAGCUUACAAAAAGGAACAUGCAAAGGCCAAGGCAAAAGCGAAAAGGACAAAAUUAAUAUUUGGGCCAUCUCCAAGUCCAAUCAGCAUCUUCACAGUUCCCCUCUCACUGGUUUACACAGAAAAGGAAGAGAUACAUCCUUCCAAAUGUGUUGUCAAUCUCCCACAGAAAUUCAGCACCAUAAAAGGUUUCUCCAAGACUUCAUUGGAUUCUUCACACCCAGUGAACAAGGUUUUCACACAAUAUUUAUUAGCGCAAGAUAAUACAAAGCAGGUCUACCAAGAAGAUUACUGUUCCACUUUCUACAAGCGAAACCACAAUGGCUACAUGUUUGUGAAAGAGCCAGCCAAUUCGAUCAAAAUAAAUUCAAACGGGAUUGGCACGAAAUCUUGGGUGCAAAUUAAGCUUAAUCUUCCCUCUAAAGCCAACAGUUUAAAUAAAAGUGUCGGAUCAAGGAAAAUCAAAAUUGAUAUCAGGCAGCUUCCCAAUUGGAAACCUCCGUCGAACAAGUCCAGCUCCAAGGCGAAAAGAACAAAUACAAGAAAAAGAGAGUCCAACGACUUCUCGCGCAGAAAGAGUGACAAUCGAAAGGGACAAUUUAGCACGACCAAGAGAUUUAGAAGCAGGGAAGACGUUAACUAG